This is a messenger RNA of Pestalotiopsis fici W106-1, 258 nucleotides long. RefSeq lists its product as uncharacterized. The coding region runs from base 1 to 258 and encodes 85 amino acids. The record is from RefSeq and is a predicted model, not a curated record. NCBI's taxonomy places the organism in Eukaryota, Fungi, Ascomycota, Sordariomycetes, Amphisphaeriales, Sporocadaceae. The transcript has a single exon.
AUGUUGCGCGCUAUAGUCGCUGUUGUGGCUUUGCUUCUGGCUGCUGUCGCCUACUAUGUUGAUGAUCUUAUCAAGAAGAGAAAGCAGUUGGACGGCUUGGUGAGUAUCACCCCUCCACCUGCAGGCUCAGAGUUGCAGCGUGUCAUGCACGCCAGUAUGCUGAUGCGCCUCGCCCUCGCAGCCACAACCGCCAAUGCUGAACAAACUGGUCGGCCACCUUCACAUUGCCGGCGAACUCACAAAAAUCUUCCCGAAUAA